Messenger RNA from Micropterus salmoides (largemouth bass), 1214 nucleotides. RefSeq names its product C-type lectin domain family 4 member E-like. The record is from RefSeq and is a predicted model, not a curated record. NCBI's taxonomy places the organism in Eukaryota, Metazoa, Chordata, Actinopteri, Centrarchiformes, Centrarchidae.
UUUUCGCUAACAUCCAAACCAAGAAAAGUUUCCAGACACUGAGAGACGAGCAUGAAGCUCUAAAAAGAAAUCUCACAGAGAGACGCUGUAAUGUAAAACCAUGCAACACGGUGCAGCAAACAUGCCCACAACCUCCUGCAAUAAAAAUAAAUGAAGCGAUAUGUGAAGAAGGCUGGGAGCAACAUGGAGGAAAGUGCUAUUAUUUCUCCAACAAUAGUUCACCCUGGGAAAAUAGCAGAGAGGAUUGUCGACAACAAGGAGGAGACCUGGUUAAGAUAGACAGCAGAGAGGAGCAGACAUUCCUGGAGCUGAAAGUGAGAGAAAAAAUGAUAUUUGAGGACAGGUUCUGGAUUGGACUGACAGACUCAAAGGAAGAGGGCACAUGGUUGUGGGUGGACGGCUCUCCACUGUACACAAGUUCAUCUUUUUGGAGCGGUGUUGAGCCAGACAACUGGACAGAGGAAGAUCCUGAUGGGGAGGACUGUGCGAGGAUGGGGGAGACAGCAAGACAUCUUUGGUGUUGGUUUGAUAAAUCCUGCAAAGUGCCUCACAGACGAAUUUGUGAGAAACAAGCAGAAACUGGGAACUAAUGUCUGAAAUGUAGUUCAGUUUAGGUCUCACUCAGCCUGUUAAACAAUCUCAGAACAGGAUACAGAAUGUGGAGCAGUGGAGCAAUGUUAAAGAAAACAAAACUGAACAAUAAACAUAGUUCAAAGACCAUGCUGUUUCUUGAAUGUUCUCAAUAAUUAUGGAGAAGAUAAUAUGUAAAAGGUAACAAGUGUUGGAGGGAAUAUUCAGAUCCUUCAUUAUGUACCAAUACACUGUUCCAAGUGUAGCUACAACUUCAGUUCAAGCAAACGCUACGUGCUUAAUAGUUUUAGUGCUUUACCUUGCUGUGAGACAGCCAUGUCUUGUGUUGAGAAAAUGUAGUUCCAAAGGAAAUGGUGGUCUGAAGGUAAAACAGCACAAUGCUACACCAACAAAACUACAAAAUAGCUUUUGUACUAUAGAAAGUGUCUAUAGGAAGAGGAAGGUGAAAUUUGUUUUAGUAAAACCCCUCAAACAUUAACUGACCACAAGGGGCAGCAUCUCUACAUUUGACCUUAAAUACAGACAAAACCAGUCAAAAUGAACCCCAGAGGACACAAAAAACCUUAAUGAACCAUCAUGUUGUUUAAGAGGAUUCAUAUUAAUAAGACUCCUCUGUUCACGUC